This is a messenger RNA of Dreissena polymorpha, 425 nucleotides long. RefSeq lists its product as uncharacterized. Bases 78 to 425 code for a protein of 115 amino acids. The transcript is spliced from 6 exons. Lineage: Eukaryota; Metazoa; Mollusca; Bivalvia; Myida; Dreissenidae. The record is from RefSeq and is a predicted model, not a curated record.
UGGAACUCUUUCCUUUGGAAUCGGUACAUGGCCAUGAAGAUGGUUUUGAUACCUUCAAGCCCAGUUCUUCAGCAUCAAUGCAUGGUCUGGGUAACUCAUCCAAGUCUGCAGUAAUUGAAUACAAGGUUGAUGACAGCACGCCUGAGCUCAGUGAUAUUCAGUGUCAGCAAAGUCAGAAAGCUGCCAGUGUGAGUUCCACACCAAGCAAAAAAGAGAAGACGCCACAGAAAAGGAAAAUAGGUGAUGUUACAGUUUACCAGGAAAGGCUGAUGAACUUACAAGAGCAGCAGCUCGAACUAAAGCGAAUGAAGAUAGAGGAAAUGCAGAAGAUGCGAAAGGUUGAAGAGCAGAAGUUGGAAGAAUUGAAGAAGAUCCAUACUUCUGUGGAUGCCCUUUUGUCAUUUGUUAUGCUAAAUCAGUGUUAA